This is a messenger RNA of Argiope bruennichi, 1983 nucleotides long. Its product is annotated as P2R1A-PPP2R2A-interacting phosphatase regulator 1-like. The coding region runs from base 487 to 1365 and encodes 292 amino acids. The record is from RefSeq and is a predicted model, not a curated record. Gene Ontology annotation, molecular function: protein serine/threonine phosphatase inhibitor activity. Lineage: Eukaryota; Metazoa; Arthropoda; Arachnida; Araneae; Araneidae. The transcript has a single exon.
GACAAAGUCAACUCUCAACUCUCACUUAUCGUCGUUUGUCGUCUUAGUGGAUUGCUGAUUCUCCUCAUCAAAAUUUGAGUAUGUGUUACUAUUUCAUCUGUAAAAUGCAAAGCGAAGUCUUAAUUACCAAUUUUAAGUAUGCUUAUAAUCAAUACUGUACAGUGAAUUCUCUGGCGUUGCCAUUGUAGAACAUCAAAAUAUCAUAACAUUUCUAGUCAUGAUUUCAUGUAUCAUACAGUAAUAUAAAAGUUAUGAAUAAUUCUUCUCUAUAUUAAAACUUUUAAAGCAUCGAUUACAAUUGAUUUUAUCUUUCUCAUUUUGUAUAGUGGUAAUGAACACAUUAACAUGUUUCUUAGAAGGUUCAACAGUUGGCUUGUGGAUAAGUUUUAUCCAUUUGUGUUAAAAUCUAAUUGAGUUUUGCUUAAACUACUAAAUUUAUAAUCUUUUAUGUUUUUUAUUUUAUUUUUUGUAAUUUAAAAGUGAAUUAUGGAUAUCGAUCCACCAAAUCUUUGUCCUAAUUUAAAAAGAUCCAACAGUGCUCCAAUGAUCAACGAAUUGGGCAAUGUACCAUCAAGCUCCCAAGACUUGCGUGCACGUGGUAGUACUAUACCAGCUGCCCAACGCACUCCAAGAAUGACUCAAACUCGACGUUUUAGUGGUAGCUUCAGUCCUAGUCGCUCUGCUAAUUCUCCAACAGCUCCCCUUUCACCUCUUGUUUUGAGCAGAGUGUCUCAAAUUAAACAGGAAGAAUCAAUGGAUGUUGUAUUUCGAGAAGCUGCUCAUGAGAAAGAAACCAAAUCCAAACUUCAGAUAUCACAUUCUUUAGAAGAUCUCACAUUAGAUGAAGCUUCUUUUGGUGAUGGCAAUAAGCGCUCUGUAACAGAUCCUUUAAAAAUCCACACUUCUCACAUUGUUAUGUGUAGCUCGCCCUCUCCUACUAAUACUGGUCGUCAGUGCUUUUCGCCGUCUACUUGUCUCCCAGUGCAACAUAGUGCCUUUUCCUCUACCCCUAGCCCAAGUCCUACUCGUAAAAACUUUACCAGAUGUAGUCAGAGUCCCAUAUCUUUGAGACCUAGUCAAUUAUCUCUAAAGAGAAAAUUUGAUAACAUGGAUAGCGAUGAUAGCGACUAUAUGCCUAGCAGUGCAAAACACCUGAACACUGGUAUGUCAUCACCUGACAUGGAGUCAAGGCCUAAUGCUCCACAUAUUCAAAACUUGUCUUUUAACUCUAUGGAUACAUGUAAUAGUUCAGAUCAUAGUGAUUCACGUCGUAGUUCAGAUUCAUUGUCGAGCUGUUUGAGUUCACCUUAUGGCACAUUUAAACCUGUUGACCCAGCUCCAUCGAAUCAGAAAUCUUACAAUUAAUUUAUCUUAUGUAGAUUUCACAAAAUUAUGAAUAGCUAUUUUUGAGCAACUCUGGGUUUAUGUCUGUUUAACAGUGCCAAAUUAUAUACCUUUGUAAAAAUAUUGUUGGUACCAUUUUCAUUAUAUAAGCUUUGUUAGUAUGAGGCUUAUUAUCUAUGUUGUGAUAGUACUGCACUGUUAAAUGUUAGUUAUCUCAAAUGUGUGCAAGGUAAAUUUAUAGAUGACAUAAAUGAAUUGAUAUUUAUCAGUCAUGUAAAUAUUGAGAUAUGUUAAUAAUACUCUGUAAAAUAUUGAUGUUUUUCAAUUUCAUCUUUGUUAAUACAUUAUCAUAUAUGGCUAUUUCAUUGUCAGAUAUGUGAUAGAAGUCAUGUAUAGAGAAACAAUAUGAAUGAUUGAACCCUGUUUUCUUUUAUGGGAUUGAUGUCUUUCAUGCAUUAUUUGAAUGCAAGAAAGAUUCACAAAGCAACCUGUUGUUGUUUUUUAUUUGAACCACUUAAUGCUACUGUGGUGCUAUAGUUAUAAGAUUAUAUUUUUUUUUAUAAACUGUUAUCUAGCUCUAUUUCAGAAUAAAUUUAAAUAAUUAUGUACAUAUAUGUUUCAUUAUUGAUGUCAAGCUUU